Amoebophrya sp. A120 is the source of this 6116-nucleotide messenger RNA. NCBI's taxonomy places the organism in Eukaryota, Dinophyceae, Syndiniales, Amoebophryaceae. The record is from the annotation of a GenBank genome assembly.
GGUAUCGAUGUGUUUGUUUCAGCGAAGAUUCGCGUUUAUCUUUAUCGAUAACGAUAUCGACUUCGACAUUGUCAAAACUUGUGAACUUAUACUGAUUGUGUUGUACUCGUAAUGGCAAGAUUAAAAAGGAAAAAGGAUUGGUGUGUAAGCCAGGAUUUGGUGGCCCUGGCCGUACUAACGCAUGCACCAGUGCAAUGAUUUCAUUGUCAGCUUCUAGCUCUAGAUAAGAAGAACACGCGCCUGAAGCAGCAAGGAUGCCGCAAACCCGUGACGAGCUUCUGGGCAACAAGGCGGGCCCGUUCGCGCGGCACAACAAAGAUGCCUUCAGCCCGACCAAGGUGCGGCCGAAAACCGCUAGCCAACCGAUCCGGCAAAUGGGUGAGAGCGGGAUUUGUGUGUACGCGGGAAAAGCGAUGUCAGUGCUCAAGGCCGAGGCCAAGCUUCGCCAGUACAGUGAACCAGCAAAGGCGUUUUUUGUCAGGCUGGAACGCGUCGCGCAGGCGGAGUUGGAAAAGUUGUUCGUUUUGAAAAUGCAGCACUUGUUCGUGCGCAACCCGAAUCAGAGCAGCUACUCCAAGGAGCAGGACGGCUAUCCCGGGAAGCCCAUCAGUUUUUCCGAUUUACUUGCAAGUUCGUCCGCGGAUGCUUCUAACCAUCCGGUCGACAACGCGGGACGGCGUAUCGAUCCGAUGAGCGAGGUGCUGGGCCGCAGCAACGCAAUGUACCAGGGGAAGCAACUGACGGGCUAUUUCCAGGGCGUGCUGGCAAAGUUGUUGUUGGAUUUCGCACAGUUCUCAGAUGCUCUGCUGAAGUACAAGGAUCAUUGUCUUUUGGCCUUUGAUUUUUUGAUUUUAUCCGCGCAGUUUGACGAAAGUUGGAACUGUAUCAAGAGCACGCACAAAAUAAAGCCGUGAGUCUGUAGGUUCUGCACGCAUGAGUGUGUUUUCUAGUGAAAAUCACAAUGCUUCGCAUUAUUGUCGAAUAACAGAAUGCAACGACCCGAACAGGAAUAGAGAGCGGGAGCCUUUGAAAGCGAGACUGAUUGAUUUCAUCAAACUCGACACAACAUACAACAACAAAACAGCUACACAUCGGCAGAGGAGCGCGAUUUCCAAUUCGGCGCCUCGCCGAACAAGCAGUCCACUGCAAAUCUCGAGGGUCCCACCGGCACGCUGACCAGCGAGCAGCUGCUCGGGGGUUCGUCUUCGUCCAGCUCUGCUUCCAGCAGCUCCGCCUCGGACCGCGACAGCGACGCGAACAGCACGUCGGAAAACGGCGAGCCCAAGGCGGAGGUCGAUGCGCGGUUCAAAAAGCUGUUUCCGGAGAAGGCCCAGGUGUUGGUGAACCGACUGGAGGAGUUGUCCGAGCAGGUGACGAAGCUGGAACAGAAAAACUAUUUGAUCACGGACAAAUUCCAGCACGCGCGCCGCAGCUUCCUCCGCGAGCAAAUUCUGUGGCAGGAGAAGUGGCAGAAGGUGCGCAACCUGAUCCCGGAUGGCGCGCUCCGGGCGCAGUUCGAGCGGCUGGACAGCGAGGUGCAGAUCUACGACGACGAGAUGUACUCGGACGAGAGCAAAAUCCACAACAUGUACCGCAAGCAGCUCGCGGAGAUGGAGGAGCACUACACGGACGCAAUCGAGAAGUUGCGCACCAAGUGUGCGUUUCUCGAGGACGACCUGGCCGCGGCGCGGAACGAGAACGAGAAGCUGCUGUUCCAGAUGCAGCAGAUGAGCAUGCGGCGGCAGCAGUCGGCCGCGAACGCCGAGGACGACAAUAACCAGUUCGAGGGAUCGAUGGACCCGAAUAAAGUGGACGCGAGCACGCGGAUGCUGAAAUCCGAUUUUCUGGAGUUCUUCGACGAUGUUGGCGUGGAUCCCUGUCCCGAGGUGGUCGAAAUGUACGAACAGAAAAUUUUGAAGGAGAAGGGCGGGGGCCGGUCCACGACACGGAAAUCCACCGUCCGGGCGGGCGACGGGCGCGGGACCGACACCUCGGGGGUGGACGACUCCGACUCGGACUCGGCUAGCGCGGAGGCGGGCAGUCGCCGUGGCAGCUUUGGUAAGCAAGCGACGUUUUCGCGGAAGCAGUCCAGUCUGGUCGAGAGCAAGGUCAACUCGAGGCAAUUGCGGGCGAUGGGGUCGAUGUCCCUGCAGCGUCAGAACACGGUUGCGCCGUCUGGAUGUACAGAACAAUGGCUUUUCAUCUUUUUCAAAGGCCAUAGCAAUCAAUGAAUGUGUUAUACCCGACCUGCUCGCCGACCGGUUGUUUCGAAUUUCAAUGGUCGCCCUAACUAGGAGUAGGAGAUUCUCGCUCCUCACAUGUUUGUAACUCAGUGCGUUUUACUCAUUGAAGAUUCGAAACUAACCAGUAUCACGCCUUUCUUCCGUCUUUGGCGCGGUGUUGGAAGAAGCGCAGCCGGGCAGCACGUUGCGUGUGGGCGCGACGGUGACGCGCGGACCGGACUGGGACCGGUCCGACGAGGACAUUAUUCCCGGGAACUUGGGAACCGUGGUGAAUGUGAGCGACAUGGACGGGACCGUGGAGGUGGAGUGGGAGCCUGUUCCGGUGGACGCGGACGACGCGCUGUCCGUCGAAAUGCUGGAUGAGCGGGCGGCCAAAGAUUUGCUGGAGCUCCUCUACGCCGCGGGAUACCACCCGAGCAGCCGGAUCGCGGGCAUGGAGUUGCUGCACCCCGUGGGAGCAGUGAAAAAAGCGAAAAAGCAGGGCUGCGACAUGGCCUUGCUGGAGAGGUUUGGUUUGAAGUACAAUGCCCAGACGCAAAACUGGCUCUUCCACCCCUACAAGCUGGUGUUUGAGCCGCUGAGCGAGGAAAGGGUGUUGAUGACCGAAGGUCUCGGGGAAAUGGUACUUACUCGGCUUCUAAUUUGCUGCGUGCUCACUAAAUGACGUAGUUGCAGUUGCAGGGCUAAACGCAUCUUUUUGAUGUUUGCUCUUUGUUCUAUCAUUUUCUAAGCUACAGAGUAUGAAAAACAAAGCAAAGAGCGCAACUAACUUACGGAUUUAAAGCUCCUCACAGACCGAUGAUCCCACGUGAUUUUCUUUCAGCUUGAGGGCGAAUUCGGCGGCAACUUCUUGGUUUUGGUUCGGUGGCUCGGCGAGCAGCCGUCGCAAGAGAUGCUGAGUACGUACUCGCUGAUGCAGCGGACCAAAGACGGUGAAAAUGGGUGGUGGUUUGUCCGCGUCCAGCGGGGCCAGCGGACGCUGCGGUCCCAAAAAUCCACAAAGAUUAUCAUGGACCCGUCCCUGCGCAAAUUCGAAGUCACGGUCCUCUCCGCCGAUAUGGGCGUGCAGGUCGAGGACGACCUCCCUGGAUUUUUGAGCGGGGCAAACGUGGCCAACUUAGACGAAGACAUUCCAGACGUGGACGCGGGGUCCAUCGAAAGGUCACUCUCCCCGUCCAGCAUGGGCGCUGCGGCCGGGUUUGCCUCGGAGCGCCGCGGGACCAUGCGCAUGUCCGGCGCCGCGCCCGGUGGUGCGGAAAACUGGACCGAGUUGGAAACGGCUCUGGACGAACUGGCGGGACAAAUUACGGAAGCCGAGAAACGGUAUCGUAUUAUUGGAGCUUUGUAUCUUCAAAAUGAUGAAUGGUGAAUCAUUGUGCAGCGCAUCCACGUAAAUUUUCCAGACACUUAGUCGCUUGUUCCUCGCUGUAAAGUGCUGGCCGCCCCACGUGUCAUUGGUUUUUCCUGAACUUUUUCUAAUCUCGAAUAAGUUUCUAUUUCAAAAACGCAAAACCAGUGUGGGUAGCAGCGCAGCAAGUGGUGACGGUGCAGGACAACAGCAAGCAGGCGGUCGAUCUCUGCCCCUAUUCGCAACGCGGUGGAACAACUUUGUUGACACGCGCGACAAGACCGUGACCGAACUGGCGAAGAUCCUCCAGGAGCCUGCACCAAAAUGGGUAUCGUUUCAGGACGUGAAGCGCGACAUACCCGGCGUGGACGGCGCCGCCGGCGCGGACGCUUCCCCGACCGGGUCUUCCCCGCGCGUGCCGCUCUCCCCCGGCCGCGCGGUUCCGCAGCGGAGUUCCAAGAGAUUUCAGAGCCCCGGCCACCCGGACAGAGGGACCGAGGGCGUUUUGGUGAAAUCCACCGAAGUGUCGCCCGCUCACUCCUCCGCGUCCCCCCGAGUGCGACACCAGUCGCCAGGUGGAUCGAGACCCAGCACGGCGGGCGGGAACCUUGCGGCGGGCCACUCGCGGGACUCGAGUCCCGCCAGUCCGCGAAACCGCUUGCCGCAGUCGACUUUGGUGGGGAAGAAGAGCCUGCUGCGCAUCGCGAAGUGGGCCAGUCUAAUCAACCCAGAUAUCGGGAUCCUCGAAACGCUGCUAAACCAGGGCGUCGACCUCGAGGAGCCGCUGUCAAAGAAACGCGUCCGGGCGGCGUUUCGCAAAUCCGGUCUGCCUCUGGAGAAGGAGGAACUCGAAGAGCUGCUCCUCGUUCUGCAGAUUGCCAAUAGACCAAAAGGAGACAACAAGAAGGAAAAGGAGCCCGUCCACGAGCUACCGACCAACAUUCGGCUGUGCGACAUUUUCGACUCCUUGCACAAGUGUUUGUUCGGCGCACCGCGCCGACGCACGCUCCAGUCCCGACCCUCGUCCGGGUCUCCGCGGCGGACCAGCGGUUCGCCGCGCCCGCGGUCCGCAGCCAGUCGGGUUGAUCUGACCAUGCCCGACGUGGCAGUCUAUCACACAGAAAAAAGCUGGCAGGUCACAUUUGUAAUGCAAAAAUAAAUACACAAAAAAAUCUGUAUUGCAUAUCCGAAACAGCAUGCUAUGGGGCCACCCAUGGCAGAUUUUUCUGUGUAUUUAUUUUUGCAUUACAAAUAUGCCCUGCCAGCUUUUUUCUGUGUGAUACAGUCACGCGCGAGCGGAUGCGCGCGGCCACGGGCGAGCAGUUUAGUAUGGACCCCCUACACCAAGGUGGACAAGCGGGAGCAGGACCACGAAGCCAUAGUCCACCGAGCACGCGGCCGAUGCGCAGUACCGAACAAUACUGGUCCGAGAAGCAGCAGCCGGUCCAACUGCCGAAGUUUCAGUUUGCGCCCACGAGGUUCGGCGUUGGCGGCGGGGCCGCGGGAGUAGAAUCGUCCUCCCGUGCCGAUCACUUUGCGACCACGCAGCAAAAAAUGCUGGAGGCCAAGCGGAAGCGGUCGGCGUCCCCAAAGGUACAUGCAAACCUUUUACCGGAGGAGUACGUCCAGGCGCAAGCACGGCUACACGAACGCGAGGGCAAGCAUGCGAAUAGUAACCAGAAAUUCGCGAGCCCCAAUCGCGAGGUCUUGGGUGUGAAACAAUCCGUGGAGGGGAAGCGGCCGCUGUCCAGCAACAGCACGAUGCGAGGCAAAAACUCGAAUCCCGGCGGGCCCGGCACGACCACGACCGGACUGGCGGAAACCUACCAUGCUGCACCUCCCGGUAGUGCGCACGGCAACCGGCGUCCGAUAUUUGCUAGCAAGGACUACAUUCCCCCUGUGGGGCAGCAGAUGUUGAAGCAGGCGAGCAGUCCACGCACCAGUCAAAAGGGGGCACCCACUACGGGCGGUCACGUGUACCAUCAGCGUCCUGGGCCAGGACACGUUCCCACAAGCUUAAAUCCGGCACUCACGACAGCGGCCUUGCGGCAGGACGUCACAUUAGGUGGUAUUGUGUAAAGUGACUCUGUUGCGCGUCCGCACAAGACACAAAUGCAGACAGAAUACGCGUUUAAACCUAGAGGUGGACGAUUUGUGCCUUUCUGUGCGAGCUAGCUUUUUUUUUACGUAGAGUAUAGUGAUGAGCAGGUUUCUCGUGGGGUGUGCGGUUCUUUCUUAAAGAAAGUAUCUUGAUUUUGCUUCGGACUCCAGGUGUUGGGCUUCCCCCAAGCGUUGCGGUUGCGAAGAGCGCGGUGACGCCCGAAAAGCGAAUCGGAACCGGUAGUAGCACAGCUGGGAGUUCAAGUUCCCAAGCGCACGUGCAGGUACCGGGACGACUCUUUAAGAGUCCGUCACACGUGAACAUGCGACCGAAGUCUCGGGAAGCUCUAAACCAUCCCAAGGAUAACGGCGCCAUGGCCCGGAGCAACUACAUGCCGGACGCGUGGUAUGACUUGAAGAGAUAA